Messenger RNA from Priceomyces carsonii, 3339 nucleotides. It is a transcript of the gene TAF145, whose product is annotated as Taf145p. Gene Ontology annotation, biological process: transcription by RNA polymerase II; RNA polymerase II preinitiation complex assembly. The transcript has a single exon. Gene Ontology annotation, molecular function: TBP-class protein binding; RNA polymerase II general transcription initiation factor activity; RNA polymerase II general transcription initiation factor binding. The record is from RefSeq and is a predicted model, not a curated record. Gene Ontology annotation, cellular component: transcription factor TFIID complex. Bases 1 to 3339 code for a protein of 1112 amino acids. NCBI's taxonomy places the organism in Eukaryota, Fungi, Ascomycota, Pichiomycetes, Serinales, Debaryomycetaceae.
AUGAGCAAAAAAGAUAAUGAUAGCAGAGAAGAAGAGGAUAGAGAGGAUAAAGUAUACAAUCAAUAUGCUAAAAAUUCUGAUAUCCCUGAUGAGCGGGUUAUAGAAUCCAUUUUUGAAGAAAGAAAAACUGAACAUGCUGAUGAUGCUAUUGACUACGAAGAUAUUGAUGAAUUAGCGGAUGAAAGCGACGACAGUGCUGGGGCAAUCAAUCAAAAUGUGGGAAGAGAUAGUGACUUUGAAGAAAUGUUUGGCGAGGUUGAUAAUGAUUUAAGUAAUUUAGGGACAGGUAUGGAUGAUGAUAAUCACAUAACCCUAAAUGAAUUAGGCAGUAGUCAUGGUCUAGUCGACGACGAUGGCCUCAACAGCUUGGAUAUGGGAGAAAUGUUUCACGAUGAGUAUAGUCAUUUUUCUAAUGGGAAGAGAGCUAAAGUGCUUUCUGAAGGAGAAAGAGAGCAGAAGAGACAAAAACUUAAAGCCCUCGUUGAAAAGAUGGAAGAGAAGAAAAAAAAUAGAACCAUUGCAUAUUACUAUCCAGAUUUUUCGGUCAAUAAGCCUUUUAACUUUCAUUUACAUCUACUUCCAGCUCCCAAGUAUUAUAAACCAAUACCACCUCCAAUAUCUUUAAAAGAUAAUAUUAAACCUUUAAUUCCAACUAAGAUAAGUUUAGAAGUUGACCUUGACGAACGAAAGCUUUUUAGAUCUAAAAAGGCACUUGUAAAUAAGCCAAUUUUUGCCCCAGAGUCAAGAUUGAACAGAAUUAUUGAUAUCUCCCCACUGGCAGUAUCAUUUAUAGAGGGACUUGAAAGCAAUGCGGAUCAUUUAAAGCCGCUUACUAAACCCAUUGACUUUAUUGAGAGGGAUGCUGCUAGUGACAAUAUAUUCUCUGACUUUUCAAAAGAUUUAAUACUAUCGACGGCUGACUGGGAUGAUGACCAAAUCAUAAAUGCCGGAGACGAAAGCUUCCCUCAAAAGAAAGUUGACGUAGAGGUAAGCAAAUUGGAUGAUGAUUAUGAAGAGGAUGAGGGUAUAUUCAAUGGAAACAUAAAUGAGAAAAAUUUCAGCUUAGAUAUGAACGAUCCGAGCUUAAUAUUUAUACCUGAAAAGAGGAGCAACAAAUCUAAGGCUUUAAUCCCAACUACGGAUAAGCUUUUGGAACAAAAGUUUAAUAUUUCUAAUGAUUCUUACUACGAAAUUUUGAAAACUAAUUACAACACCAAGGUAAGAAGCCAACUUAGUAAUUUAAAUAUAGAGCACUCUAUUCCGGCUCUUCGGUUGCAAGCUCCAUAUUAUAAGGUCAAAUUGAAUAAAACCGAAUCGAGAGCUUUCCAUAGACCGAAUUUCGUCGUCAGACCUGGAACUCUAAUGAGCUUCUCAAAGGUAAAGCUUCGUAAAAAGAAGAAUGAUCGUGGAAAGUCUCCACAAGAAACUUUCAGGAAGACGUCUGACCUAUCUUUCGCGGAUUCGGGUCCUAUUGUAGGGAUGGAAUACUGUGAGGAAUAUCCUCAAAUUUUGUCUAAUUUUGGAAUGUGCUCUAAAUUAAUCAAUUACUAUAGAAAGGAAAAAGAAGAUGAUUCUUCUAGACCAAAAGCUCAGCUCGGAGAAACUCAUGUAUUGGGCUUGCAGGACAGAUCUCCAUUUUGGAAUUUUGGUGAGGUUGCUCCAGGUGACUUUAUCCCUACCUUAUACAACAACAUGAUAAGAUCCCCUGUCUUCAAACAUGAUGUAAAAGAAACUGAUUUUUUAUUGAUUCGGUCGCAAGGAGCGGGAAGUCACCAGCGCUACUUUCUUAGAAACAUUAAUCACAUAUUUGCGGUGGGAGAUUUGUUUCCUGCUGUAGAAGUGCCGGCACCUCAUUCAAGAAAAGUUACCAAUACUUCAAAAAAUAGGUUAAAAAUGGUUGUUUUCAGAGCUAUGAAUAAUAAUAAAGAAUCUAGGAUUUCAGUUAAAGAUAUCUCACAUCAUUUUCCCGAUCAGAAUGACAUGCAAAAUCGUCAGAGAUUAAAAGAAUUUAUGGAAUAUCAACGUCAAGGUGAUGACCAGGGAUAUUGGAAAAUUAAAAAUACAGACAUAGUUCCACUGGAGGACGAUAUUAGGAACAUGAUCACUCCUGAAGACGUUUGCAUUUUGGACAGCAUGCAAUAUGGACAGCAAUGUCUUGAAGAUACGAACAUAGUUUUCGGUGAUAACCCUGUAGACGAUGUUAUGAAAAAAGAAAAGAAAGCCAAGAAAGAAGAAAGUCAAGAUUUAGAGGAUACGGACAAAGAAAAUGAAAAAGAAGUGGAUAAGGAAAAAGAGAAAACAAAGGAGAAAGAAAAGCAGAAGCGAUCAAGAGAUACAGAAGUUACGGACAUGGAUAUUGAGGAGGAAAUUGCGCCAUGGAACAUGACACGUAAUUUUAUUACUGCAAAUCAAUCCAAGGCAAUGCUACAGCUCAAUGGUGAAGGUGAUCCCAGUGGAAUUGGCUUGGGAUAUUCAUUUUUGCGUGCAACGCAAAAGAACAAUUUCAAGCCAUUGUUCCCUCCACCGAAGGAGCAUGUGCCUAAAAACAGCACUGCCGCCUAUCAACAGAAAUUAUAUGAUGCAGAAAUAAAAAGGAUUUGGUAUUCUCAGAGAAGAUCUUUGGUUGAUCACGGCCCAGAUUUCGAUCUCAAUGCUAUUUAUGAAGAAUAUAAGCCCAUGAAUCAGUAUAAGUUUAUGAAAGAAAAACUUAAGGAAGAAAGCAAGAAUGACUCACCAAGAGUCUUAAGAAUCAGCCGAAGAUUUCGGGAUGAAAAUAAUGUUCUUCAAAGACGCGUUGAAACAAUAAGUGAUCCUAGAUUAAUCAAAGCAUAUCUCAAACGUAAGAAGCAAAUUGAAGAUGAUUUGAUCAGAAAUGCGGAAGUUGAUGACAUAAUCCCCACAGAUGACAAAGAAUUGAAUAAGAUUCGCCGUAAAGCUUUGGAAGAAAAGUUGGCUAGCUUAGAAAAGAGAGCCAAGCAAAAUAGAGGUCGGAAACCUUCAAAGGAUGUUUUACAUGCGGCUACUGCUGCCGGAGGUGUCGUAAUUGAUGCUAACACGGUAAUGCUACCUGACGGAUCUUAUGCAUUCGGUGGGAAAGGAAUUGGUAAAGGAAAGAGUAAAACGAGAAGAUGUGCUUCAUGUGGCGCUUUUGGUCAUAUUAGAACAAAGAAAACAUGUCCACUUUAUUAUCAAACAAACGGAGGUACAAUUCCUGUGAGUAAGUUGGAUAAUACUAUACCUAUCCCUGAACUGAUUACACUGAACUCGGGGUCGCCGGUUUCACGCCAAUCUCCCACUGAAUUUAGUAAGCAACCAUCAUCUGAUGGGCUGCAUACUUGA